AAGAGCCAAGCCUAGAGAUGGGAUGUCCAGUAUUCAAAUCUGGCCUCAGACACUUCCUUGCAAUGUGACCCUGAACAAGUCUCUUAACCUCAUUGCCCAGUUCUCACUGCUCUUCUGCCUUGGAACCAAUACACAGUAUUUAUUCUAAGAUGGAAGGGAAGGGUUUUUUUAAGGGAUUAUAUAGGAACAUUUUGUGUAAGGCUUGGAAUUCCAGGACCAAAUAUGACUAUCAAAUGUGAAUAAUAGGGAGUCAUUGAAAGUUUCUGAGUAGAGAAAGAAUACUAUAAAAUCAUUAUUACAGGAAUGUAAUCCUUAUCACUGAGAUCCCAUUGGGGUAAAUUGCCUUUUCUACCAACUUAGUGCCUUGUGAUAUGAAGCUAAUAUAAAUUCAAUGUAUUUCGAGAUAAUUCUUGGGGGGAAAUGACAAAGUAAUAAAGAUCACAAGCUGUCUUCUCUGUUUCAUCCUAUCACAAACAAGGGGAAUGUGGCUCUUGGCUAAAAUAUCAGAGUAGGUUUAAUACAUAGACAAUAUUAUAUUUUUACUUAUUACCCUCCUCAAAGUUUAAGAUUCAAGCUGGCAUCUUCCCAUACUAAUGAAACUCGUUUUUCUAUUUUGCCUUAGGAAAAGCUAAGAAACAUGAGAGUGCUUCAGACCCAAUUCCAAAAUGAAGAGAGUGUUUAUUCCAUUCCAAGGCCCACAAAACUACAGCCUGAGUAUAAUUCUGGAUUUCUAAACCAAGCUUUGACUGACAGAAACUCAGACUCCUUAACGCAGAUGCAAGUGACACCUCUUUGUCCCAAUGGCAAUUCACAAUCUUUUGACCCUCCUAUAAUCAAAACAGAAAGGACCAGUGAGGAAGAUAAAUGUUCCAUAUUCCCAGAAGCCCCAGGGAAGGAUGUGCCCCCUCACGAAUAUUCUGUGAAAGACAUCUUAUUUGCUGACAAACUCCAAUCAUGUCCUCAGAUAACUAAAUCAGAGGAGGGAAAGAUGAAAUUUAGGGUUAGGAAUACACUAGACAAUUGGGAAAAUGUAAUGACUCAAUAUGAUGAGGCAGAGUCUGCAGAAACAUCCAUUACAAAGCAUUCAAGUAGGGCUCUCUUUCAGGAAGGCAAAAAAGGUGCUAUCAGGACUACCCCAGAAAACACAAUAGUAAAACCUCGAACAAAUCCAAAGUGGACUCUUCCAUCCCCAAAGCGUAUGAUCAUCCAUGGACUAAUAGUUGCCUCUUUCAAAGAAUCUGAAAUUUCUUCUCCUUCUAGUGAAAGGAACCCAAUAUCCACAUUUCCUUCUUUCAAAGAGACUUCUGAGUUUCUUUCUUCCUCUAAUGACAAAUGUCCAGAGACAGCACUAGAAUCUUUCAAAGAGACUUCUGAGAUUCCUUCAUUAUCCAAUAACAAAAACCAGGGGCCAAAACAGGUUUAUCUUAGCAAGUCAUCUGAAAUUUUGCCUUCAUUCAGAGACAACAAACCAAGGAAAAUACAAGUUUCUCUCAAAGAGUCCUCUGAGAUUCCUUCAUCAUCUAAAGACAAGAGAGCAGAGGAAACAAUGGCUACUUCUAUAGGGUUCUAUGAGAUUCCUUCUUCAUCUAAGGAUAGGAGACUAGAAAAAACACUAUCAUCUUCCAAAGCAUACUCUGAGAUUCCUUCUUCACAAAGUGACAGAACUCCAGAAAUAACAGUGGUGUCAUUUAAAGAAUCUUCAGACAUUCCUUCUCUAGUCAUGGACAAGAGACCAAGGCCAACAUUUGCCUCUUUCCAAGAAUGCUCUGAAUCUCAUUCAUCCAAUUACAUAAGCCAAGUCACAACACUGGACUCUUUUCAUGAAUAUUAUAAUAUCCAUCCUUUGACCAGGGACAAGAGAUCAGGGAAAAGAGAAAGACCUUCUAAACAGUUCUCUGAAUUUCUUUCUUCAUCCAGUGACAGAAGUUCAGGAACAAUAUUGGAUUCUUCCAGAGAAUACUCUGACAUUCUUCCUUUGACCAUGGACAAGAGAUCAGAGAAAACAUUGGAUUCUUCCAAAGAAUCCUUUGAUCUUCCUUCUUCGUGUGGUAACAGAAUCCAAGGCACAAACUUGUACUCUUUGACAGAAUCUUGUGAGAUUCCUUAUGCAUCAAGUGAUAAGACACAAGGGAAAACAUUGGAUUCUCCCAAAGAGCACUCUGAACUUCCUUCUUUAUCCAGUGACAAGAAUCCAAGCACAGUAUUAGACUUUUCCAAAGAGUCUUCUGAGAUGUGUCUUUUUCCCAGGGACAAAAGACCAUGGAAAAUUCAGAACUCUGCUAAAGAGUCUUUUGAAAUGUCUUCAUCCAGUGAGAGAAGUAAAAAGAUAACAUCAGCAUCAUUUAAAGAGUAUUCAGAGAUUAUUUCUUCAUUCAGAGAUAUGAGAUCAAUGACAAUACCUGCUUCUUCCAAAGAUUGCUCUGGACUUCCUUCUUCAUCCAGUGACCAAAUCCCAGGAACAACAAUGACCUUUUCCAAAGAAUCUUUGAAGACUUCCCCUCUGUCCAACAACAGAAGACCAAGAAAAACACAUAGGUAUUACAAAGAGCUUUCUAAGUUUAUUUCUCCAUAUAAGGGCAUGAAAUCAAGGACUACACUUCUCUUUUCUAAAGAGCACUUUAGGCUUCCAAUUUCAUCUAAUAACAAAAGCCCAGGGACAACACUGAAUUCUUCCAAAGAAUCCUUUUAUCUUCCUUCUUCAUCCAGUGAUAUAAACACAAAUAUAUCAAUACUCGACUCUUUCACUGGAUCUUAUGAGGUUCCUCCUUUGUCCAGGGACAAGAGACCAUGCAAUAUACAGAACUCUGCCAAAGGAUCUUCUGAGAUUUCUUCAUCCAGUGACAGAAAUGAAAAGAUAACAUCAGCAUCAUUUAAUGAGUUUUCAGAAGUUAUUUAUUCAUCCAGAGAUAUGAGAUCAAUGACAACAACUACUUCUUCCAAAGAAUCCUCCAGGCUUCUUUCUUCAUCCUGUGACCAAAGCCCAUGGACAGUACUGUCCUCUUCAAAAAAAUCUUUGGAGACUCUCCCUUUGUCCAAUAACAAGAAACCAAAAAGAACAGAAAGCCCUUUCAAAGAAUUUUCUACACUUAUUUCUCCACAGAGGGACAUGAAAUCAAGGGCAAUAGCUAACUUUUCUAAAGAGUUUCCCCUUUCAUCCAGUGUCAGAAGCUCAUGGACAACAAUGGAUUCUUUCAAAGAAUCUUCUGAGAUCCCUUCUUUGUCUGAGGACAAAAGACAUAAAACUACACAUGUUUCUUUCAAAGAAUCCUCUAAUAUUCAGUCUUUGUUCAGGGACAGAAGCCCAGGGAUGAGGCUAGCCUCUUUCCAAGAAUGCUCUGAGAUUCCUUCUUCCAGUGAGAAAAAUACAAAGUCCACAUUUGCUUCUUUCACAGAUCCCUCUGAUAUUCCUUCAGAGCACAGAUACAAGAGACCAAGAACAACCCUGGCCUCUUUUGAAGAGUCCUACAUGUUUCCUCAUCCUUUCAGUGACAAGAAACCAAAAAUGACACUGUCCUUUCCCAAAGAGUCCUUUAACACACCUUCUUCAUCCACUGACAUAAGCUCAGGGGCAAUCCUGGACUCUUUAAUGGAAUAUUCUGAGACUCCCUCAUCAACCAGUGACAGAAAAUCAGGGCUAAUAUGGACCUCAUUCAGAGAAUCUACUAAGAUUCCUCCUCCUCCUUGCAUUCAAUUAAGCCCAGAACCAACAUUAAUGUCUUACAAAAAGUCUUCUGAGAUUCUUCCAUCAUCCAGGAAAAUACUAAGACCAAGGAUGGCCUCCUUCAAAGAACCUUUAGAGAUUCUUUCUUCAUCAAGUGACAGGACAUCAGGGUCAACAUUUGUUCCCAUCAAAGAGACUCCUGAUGUUUCUCUAACUGAUGAAGUGAGUGCAGGUACCAUACUUAAAUCUUUAUCAGGCUUCAUCACAAGACCAGAGCCAAAACUGAUAUCUUGUGAAGAGUCUUUUGAGAUUCCACCAUCAUCAAGUGAUGGAAUUCUAGAACCAAUGCCAGUCACUUUCAAAGAAUCUUCUGUGAUUCCUUUAUCUGGUGACAUGAGCCCAGAUAGUAUGCUUGAAUCUUUUAAUGGAUCUUCUGAAAUUCCUUCUCCAUCCACUGAGAAAAGGCCAGGGAUAAUACUUACCUCUUUCACAGAAUCUUAUGAAAGUCACUCAUCUCGUGAAUUGAGUUUAGUGACCAUAUUUGUCUCUUUCAAAGAGCCUUCUGAGAUUCUUUCUUCACUAGCUGACAGAAAUCCAGGACCAUCUUCCUCUGUCAGAUCGACUUCCAAGGCUCUUUCAUCUGGUGACAUGAGUCCAAGAUCAAUAUUUGUCUCUGUGAAAGAGUGUUCUGAGAUUUCUACUUCAUCUAAUGAUAGAAUUCCAGGGACAACAAUGGACUCCUUUACAAAGUCCUCUGAGAUUCCCUUAUCACCCAGUAACAAUGGAUCAGGGCAAACAAUGGCUUCUCUCAAUUGGUCUUCUAAGACACUUUCUUCAGCUGGUGACAAGUGUCCAGGGGCACUCUUUACACCUUUCAAAGAUUCUUCUGAGAUUACUUUGGCAUCAGCUGAAAGAAGAUCAGGAGCAAUGCCAAUCCCUUUUAAAGAGUCUUCUAAUAUUAUUUCUUCAUUUGGUGACAGGAGUCCAGAGCUAUCAGUGACUACUUUAAAAGAUGCUUCUGUAAUACCUUCUUUAUCUAGUGACAAGGAGCCAGAGACAACUCUGACCUCUUUCAAAAAUACUUCUAAUAUUUCUUUGUCAUUCAAAACCAGGAAACCAGGGCCAUCGGUGGCUUCUAUUAAAGACUCUGAUGAGAUUCUAUCUUCAUCCACCAAUAAGAAGCCAGGGAAAAAUCAUACCACUAUCAAAGACUCUUCAGAUAUUCUUUUAUCAUUGGAUGACAGGAAUUCAGUACCAGUAUUGGUCCCUUUUGAAGAUUCUUAUGACAUUAUUUCUUCAUCCAUUGACAAAAGACAAGAGGCAACAACAGCUUCUGUCAAAGAGUAUUUUGAGAUAACUUCUUCAUCUAAUGACAAGAGACCAGGAACAACAUUUAUCCCAGUCAAAAGAUCUUCUAGGAUUCCUUCCUUAUGCACAAACAGGAGAUUAGAGAGAACACUUAUACCAGUCAAAGAAAUGUCUGAUAUUUCUUCUUCUAGUGACAAAAGCUCAGGAGCAAUAUAUGCCUCUGUCAAAGAGUCUUCUGAGAAUCGUUCAGUCAGUAACAAGAACCAAGGGACAACACCUACCCCUGUGAAAGAGUAUUCUAAGAUCAUUUCCUCAUCCACUGAAAUAAAAGAAGAGGCAACACUAGUUUCUGUCAAAGAGCCUUCUAAGAAAUCUUCUUCACCCACUGAAGGAAUACCAGAGACAACACUAAUCCCUUUAACAGAAUCUUCUGAGAUUCAUUCUUCUCCCACUGAAAUAAAAUCAAGGACACUAGCCCCUGUCCAAGAAUCUUCUGAGAUUCUGUCUUCAGCCAGUGACAAGAAUCCAGUAAAUGUUCUUGCCCCAUUCAAAGAAUCUUCUAAGAUUCUGUUACCAUCCAUUAACAGAAAAACAUGGACAACAGUGGAUUCUAUCAAAGAGUCUUUUGAAAUCCCUUCUUCAUUCAAAGAAAGAAAGAGAGAUAAGACUCUUCCCCCAGUCCAAGAAUUUUCUAAGAUUCUUCCCUCAUCUACUGACAAGGAACUAAGCACAAUAGCCCCUGCUCAUGAGUCUACGGAGAUUCCUUCCAUGUCCAUCAAAACAAGACCAGAGACUAUACUUGUCUCUUCCAAAGAGUCUUUUGAGAUUCCUCUUUUAGAAAGGGACAGAAGCCAAGGGACAGCACUUUCAUCUGUCAAAGAGUCUUCUGAGACUCCUUAUUCAUCUGCUGAAAGAUCAGAAACAAGAGUCACUUCUUUCCAAGAUACUUCUAUGAUACCUUCUGUUCCCAUUGACAGAGGGCCAGCAACAAGACUGACCUCUUCCAAAGACACUUCUAAAAUCUCUUUUUCAUCCAGAGAUGGAAGACUGAAGCCAACAGUACCUUUGGCUAGAAACUAUUUUAAGAUACCUUUAUCCACUGAGAAAAAAAUGGGGCCAUUAUUUAACCUUACCAAAGAGACUCCUGAGAUACCUUUUUCAUCUAAUGGCAAGGGCCCAGAGAAAUCAUUUACCCCUCUCAAAAAGGUUUCUUCCUCAUCUACUGAAGGGACUCCAGGGGCAACACUUAUUCCUAUCAACAAGUUCUCUGAAAUUUCUUCUUCGGUCAAUAAUAGAAGACUGGAACCAAGAGAGUCUUCUGUCAAAAAGUCAUUGAAUAUACCUUCUGCAUCUAGUGAUAGGGGACCAAGAACAACCCUCACCUCUUUCAAAGAUACUUCUGAUAUUCUUCCAUCACCCAGGCUCAGAAUAGCAGGGCCAAGAGUAGCUUCUAUCAAAAAGUGUUUUGAGCCACCUCUUUCAUUGAGUGACAGGAGGCCAGGGACAAUUGUUUCUUUCAAAGAAUUACUUGACAUUCCUCCUUUGAUCAGUUCCACAAGCCAAGAAGACACAAGCCUUAGGAAGAGUGGGAGAAAAACCCCAUCAUUUCCAAUUUAUGAUUCAGUAGACUUCAGUGAAUUAGCUCUAGGUCCUCAAGGAAUCAACAAUGUUCCUCCAGUCAUCCCCGAUAGCUUGAUGAAUGGCAUCCUCGAAUCCAACACAGAAACACAGGCUUCUGGCUGGAAUAUCCAGGCCCCUAAAAUAAGACCAUUGCCAGAUAUGAAGAUCCUUGGCUUUCCACCACCAAAACCUCCAAGGCCUCCAGUGGUGAGGCUCCGGACCCUUCCAGGGCAGGCUCCUGAGGCUGCCACCAUACAAAGUGGAGCUACUGCAAAACAGAAUUACCUGACACCAGAAAACCAAGAAUGUGAAGAAUCAAAUAAUUACGAGGCAACGAUGCCAUUCCAGAAGCCACCUGAGGACUUCAUUAUCUCGAACAUGGAUAAAUCAAUUUACGACAUGGGAAUUGAAGUUAUCGCGAAGCCUCGGAAGAGUUUUGUCCAUCAGGGCUUCAGCCAUGAACAUGCCUUUGGGGAGGACAGAAAGAAGGGAAAACAGCCUCCAGAAACUAAGCUUCCCAAAAAAGACAAGGACCCGAAUCCUAAGAAGUUUGAAGGCAUUCUUCGAAAAUCCCAGGUGAAGGAUGACUAUAGAGUCAAAAGGAGCCUCCUGCGCCUAAAGAUAGAAUCAAACAAUGAAGAAGUAUAUGAAGAUGUCUACAGUGGAGACAGCAGCCCCCAACCACAAAUGGAGUUGGAAGGAAAAGAAAAAUUUAAAAAACUGGGCAGAUUUUUCAAGAAAGAAAAGGAAAAAUGUAAACCAAAGAAGACAAAGAAAAACUUAAGUGGGUUUUCCAUUUCGAUGCCUAAUUUAGAAUUUAAGUCUCAAGAUAGCAUAUUCUACGAUGAUGUGACGGUGGACAAGAAAGAUUGCAAAGAAAAAGAGGAAAAAGUAAGACUCUGGAAACCAAAAUUUCGGAUAAUGAAAGAAAAUAAAGGGAACAAAAUGUCUGAGGAAUCAGAAAGACCCUUCUUCAAAAGCAAGAAACACAAGAUAGAAAAAGAUGAAAAAAUAUUUCGAGAAAAACUUGAGAUACUCCUAUAAAACAGCUCAGAUAUCUCAGGACCUCAAAUUGAAGAAAGGCCAAAAGGAGGACCAAGAGAAAAGUGUUCUAAAGAAUUUCUGUCACUACAACAAAAAAAGUUUGACAUCUGAGCACCCACCAAAGGCAUCCAAAAAAUGUUAAGGGAAGACCUUGAAGACUGAUUGGGCAGCAUGACUUCCUGAUGAAUGGUUACCAAAGAUAGAUAUGGCGAUGCAUGCCUAUAAUUACUGCUACUGAGAAGGCUGAGACUUGUGAAUAUCUUGAGUUCCAGAGGACUGCUCUUCAGCAGGGAAAAGAUGGGAAGGGAACAAGCAUUUAUUAAGCCUAUUAUGUUUUAGGCACUGUGCUAAGUACUUUGCAAACAUGUCUUUUGAUCUUCACAACAACCCUUGGAGGUAGGUACUAUUAUUAUUCCCAUUUCAUAAAUGAGGGAGACUGAGGCAGAGGUAAAGUGAUGAUGAGGUAAAAUGACUUGCCUAGGAUCACAUCACUAGUAUAUCUGAGGCUGAACUUGAAUUCAUGUGUUCCUGACUCUAGACCCAGCACUCUCUCCUCUGCUCUAGGUAGGUAUAGCAGGGUUAAAGACCAGCAGUAUCUAUAUCAUGUUCAGCACCAAUAUUGUAAGUUCCUCAGAGAUGUGAAGGAAACAGAUUGUUUCAGGAGGCAUAAGCCCAAUCCAAAAAACCCCAACAAAUCAGAAAUUGAGUUCUGCUCCUGUGUUUAUCAGCACUGAGACCUAUCGCUGAGUGGCCACUGAACUUGUAGCUUGAGGGAGACAGGGAGAAAAGACAAAACAAGAAAAGAUUUAUUAGACCUGGAGUCAGAAAGACCUAAAUUCUAAUCCUGCCUCACACAUUUAAUAGCUAUGUGUGACUUAGCAGGUUACUUACCCUCUGUUUUCCUCCUCUGUAAAAUGGGCAUAAUAGCAACACCUACCUCCCAGGGGUGUUGUAUGAGAUAAAAUGUAUAAAACACUUUGCAAAGUUAAAAGCCCUAUGUGAAUGCUAACUAGUUAUUAAUAUUUCAUGUUUCAUGAUUUUUGUUUCCAUGCUAUGUUUUGUAACAUACGAUGUAUUAGUACAGCAGUAUAUGUAUAUGAUUUAUAAAUUAAAAUGCAUAUAUUUUAGAA
Molecule: messenger RNA, 8763 nt
Organism: Monodelphis domestica (gray short-tailed opossum)
Lineage: Eukaryota; Metazoa; Chordata; Mammalia; Didelphimorphia; Didelphidae
Gene: FYB2
Product: FYN binding protein 2
Source: RefSeq, a predicted model, not a curated record